AUGUUGAGAUCUUGCAGAACUGGCCUCCACAUGUUCCCACAAGAACAUGAGCACCCACCGUGUCAGCACUGGCCGGGCUGGGUUGUCAAGCGGCCUCAGAAUAUGCUACGCAAGCUCACCUGUCAGAGACCCCGUCCCCCUUGCCUCCUCCUCCAUCUGCAGUCAGGCAGGGCCUGCCUGGGCCAGAUUCAGCCUCCUAAAGGAAACACCCAGUUCCCCCGAGUAAGGGCCAUGGCAUCUGCAGGGCAAGUCUCUCCAGCCAUCAGAAGCCCCUGGGCAGGUGAGACCAGCCAGCACCAUCAGGGGAAAAGACCCAGCUCAGAUAGAAGGCCAUUUCGACAGAAAUUCCAGGGGCCCCAGCAAGGAGGGACAAGCCAUGACUUCCAGCAGAGCCCUCCGGAAAGGACAGGCGGCGGGGACAGGAGGGAGAAAGUGCGUGUUGUCAGGGAGGGGACCCCACUGGUGCCUCUGCUGGGAUGA
Molecule: messenger RNA, 480 nt
Organism: Rangifer tarandus platyrhynchus (Svalbard reindeer)
Lineage: Eukaryota; Metazoa; Chordata; Mammalia; Artiodactyla; Cervidae
Source: the annotation of a GenBank genome assembly